This is a messenger RNA of Drechmeria coniospora, 327 nucleotides long. Its product is annotated as putative ribosomal protein S28B. NCBI's taxonomy places the organism in Eukaryota, Fungi, Ascomycota, Sordariomycetes, Hypocreales, Ophiocordycipitaceae. Gene Ontology annotation, molecular function: structural constituent of ribosome. The record is from RefSeq and is a predicted model, not a curated record. Gene Ontology annotation, cellular component: ribosome; cytosolic small ribosomal subunit. The coding region runs from base 1 to 327 and encodes 108 amino acids. The transcript has 2 exons. Gene Ontology annotation, biological process: translation; ribosomal small subunit assembly; maturation of SSU-rRNA.
AUGAAUGACAAAUGGUCCUGUCAGGCUUGGCGACCGCUGGGCGCCCGACGAGAAGAGUACGGCGUGCCAGCGGUGCGGGCCGCGACGACGACGACGAUGACGAAGACCGAAGGCCAUGUCGACGACGAAAGCUACCCAGCCCUGCAAGGCGCCAGCAUGGCUAACGGUUGGCUUAUCACAGGUUCUCGUGGUGGUGUCACUCAGGUGCGCGUCGAGUUCAUGGACGACCAGACCCGAUCCAUCAUCCGAAACGUCAAGGGCCCUGUCCGCGAGGACGACAUCCUGUGCCUGCUCGAGUCCGAACGUGAGGCCCGACGCCUGCGAUAA